This is a messenger RNA of Rotaria sp. Silwood1, 504 nucleotides long. NCBI's taxonomy places the organism in Eukaryota, Metazoa, Rotifera, Eurotatoria, Philodinida, Philodinidae. The record is from the annotation of a GenBank genome assembly.
AUGGAUAAUAUUGAUGAAUGUUGCAAAAAUCAUGAUGAAUGUUAUGGAGAUUUAACUUCAAUAAUAUCGUCUUACAAGAUCGAUUUGAAUUGGAAAUGUGCAGAUAAGCAAUUAUCUGAUCGGUACGAAGCUUGUGAUAAUUGUGUACCAUUGUGUUCAAAAAAAGCUUGGUGGCGUAAACGUGCUAGUUUUGUUGAUUAUCAUGUAUGGGUCACACCAUACGAUGAAAAAGAAAGGUUUGGUGGAGGUAAUUAUCCAAAUCAAAGUCAAGGUGAUGGUGGUUUAUUAAAAUAUACUGAAAAAGAUCGAUCAAUUGUUGAUAAAGAUAUUGUUCUUUGGUAUACAUUUGGUGUAACACAUAUACCAAGACAAGAAGAUUUUCCUGUUAUGCCGGUUGUUCUAUGUGGUUUUACUCUUAAACCUAAUGGAUUUUUCGAUAUAAAUCCAGCAAGUGAUAUUCCAAAACCAAUUAAAAAAACUGAUGAAACAUGUUGCAAAAAUUAA